Molecule: messenger RNA, 1080 nt
Organism: Penicillium griseofulvum
Lineage: Eukaryota; Fungi; Ascomycota; Eurotiomycetes; Eurotiales; Aspergillaceae
Exons: 4
Coding region: 1-1080 (359 amino acids)
Source: RefSeq, a predicted model, not a curated record
AUGUGGUCUCACGAAUUACCCAUGCCUGGCCAGGCGGACAGCAGUAAUCAGACGUUCCCAGAUUCACCAACGAGAUGGGAGCAACUUACUAGUGGUUGCUUGGAUCGCAGGGCAGUGCAUGAUGAACUUGAACGGCUUCGUCAGCAAGUCAAAAAGACGAAGGAAAAUGUGGAGAUACUGCAUAGAGCCAAGCUUCUUGCAGAGGAGCAGUUUCGUCAACGAGGCGAACUGCUCGAAAAUGCUAUGCGGGAAACAAAAACAGCUCGACAAGAGAACCGAAUCCUGACUACCAAAAUAGCAACCUUACAAGCUGGAGCCGAGGCUUUCUCCGACGAAGAAGCCAAGCGAGAGAUGGCUCUACUAUAUCACGACCUUGAACACUGGACAUUUACUCAUUUUGGAGCAAAGCCAUCAUCUCAACCAAAUAACGAGCCUAAGCCACAACCAGAGAGACUUGAUAUCUCGACGUUGGAUAUUAUACAGUCCGAGAUUGCCGGGCUAAUUUAUCAGUCGUUUUGGAACCGAUUUAUGGUUGGCGCUGAAGAUCACUUUUGGAGCAAUUAUCUUCGCAAAGUCGACACCGAAGUAAAUAAACAAUCAGGAGUUUCUAACCACAUCUCCCGGCAUUGGCGAUGUGCGAUGAGCACUGCCAUCCUAUCCUUAGAAACCGAUCUUUUGCAAGACCGGUGCAAUCGGAUUAUCGAGACAGUAGAAACAUGCUUUGGUCCCUACGCUGUCACCGACAGAACGAAGCGAAUGCAACAGCUACACGACAUUAUUGCGCGCUGCAUCAGGCUCAAACACAAGUUACAGUGCCAGGAAGACACGUACAUCUUCUGGAGUCAUAAAUACGGAGUGCCGUUCCGCGAUGAGAACAUGCGUACCCCAACAGAGGAGAAUACCUCGGAUGGAAUCGUUAAAUCUAGCCUAUGGCCUGGUUUAUGGAAGAUCAUUCGGCCAGGCGAAUGGUCUAUAGUCGAAAAGGAAAUGGUGAACACGCUUUCCCCAUUGACCCCUUCUAUUGAAAUGAUCGAUGAACUGGAAUGUCAUCAAGACGACACAGAUUCGGAUGAAAUUUAG